This is a messenger RNA of Corticium candelabrum, 1374 nucleotides long. RefSeq names its product gamma-aminobutyric acid receptor subunit beta-3-like. Gene Ontology annotation, cellular component: plasma membrane; neuron projection; synapse. NCBI's taxonomy places the organism in Eukaryota, Metazoa, Porifera, Homoscleromorpha, Homosclerophorida, Plakinidae. The record is from RefSeq and is a predicted model, not a curated record. The transcript is spliced from 4 exons. Gene Ontology annotation, biological process: monoatomic ion transmembrane transport; nervous system process; signal transduction. Bases 193 to 1176 code for a protein of 327 amino acids. Gene Ontology annotation, molecular function: transmembrane signaling receptor activity; extracellular ligand-gated monoatomic ion channel activity; neurotransmitter receptor activity.
UACUACGAGUUGGUGACAUUUCAAUGGAUGACGUAUUUCUAAAGAUCGCAAAUAACACAAUCGUUUAAUUACUAUAAAUAUUUUUUUAAUUUGUAGGUUUUUAACGUGGAUUUUUAUUUUACUCAACUUUGGGUGGAUCCACGAUUAGAUGGACUUUUGCACAACGUAUCAAAGUUUAGAUUAAGACGAGAGAUGAUAAACAAACUGUGGCUACCGGACACCAUCAUUCGAAACAGCCAAGAAUCUACCUACCCAGAUUACAGCAAACAAGACAACGACGAAGUGGUUAUUCUCCGUCCAGGUGGUGUAAUCGAGUAUACAAGCAGAGUAAGUUCUGUUUGCUUUUGUUCUCUUGAUCUUCAUUGGUAUCCGUUUGAUGAACAACACUGUAAAGUGGAAUUUGAGUUUAUGAGUUACGACGUGAAUGAGGUGGUGUAUCGUGAACCAAAAGGUUUUUAUUGUGUCAGUCUGGCUCCAGGUGUUACUCUUCCUACUCAAUAUGUUUUACUGAAUGACACAAUCGACGGUUGUAUUGUGCAAAAUUUGACGUAUGGAAGAGGAGGAAUAGGAGGUUCUGACGUUGCAGAUUAUACAGAAAAAUAUUCGUCGUUCCACAUUCACCUACACUACAAACGAAAUCAUGAACCAAUUGUCAUCCGAUCUCUAUUUCCAGCUGGUCUCAUAGCAUUUAGUGCGUACCUCAGCUUGUACCUCAAAAUUCAACCACCACAAGCAAGAAUCGUUCUCACCAUUACCUGCUUUCUUCUCACACUAACUCUAACCGUAGUUAACCGCCAAACGAGCAGCAUCGACUACCUAACAGCUGCAGAUUACUACGUUCUUGGGUGCCUCGUCUUCAUCUUCAGUUGUCUCUUGGAGUUGGUGAUUGUACAUCGAAUUUCUCAUUGGAGAGACGGGGAGAAUUGGCUGUGGGCAAUGCUAAAAAAGCUAAGUCGUCGCACCCAAGCACCACAAAAUGAUCAGGUUCCCGAUCCUAAUGGUGACAUUGAAAUGCAAGAACUUGACCCUGCUGGAAACGAAAUCGACGUACGUCGUGUAAAUGAGAUGACAUCAAGAUUUAUAAAAAGAGCUCGUCAUGUAGACGAACUAUUUCGUUUGAUAUUGCUUGCGGUUUUUGUCUUGCUCAACUUGAUCUAUAUCGCUGUGGUUACGUAGCAAGAAAGCUGUCGACCACUGCACGGGACUGCUGAACACAUUUUUUAAUUAAUCAGAAACUGUCGUUUUAGUAAAUCUUUUAAUUGUUUGCUUGCUGUGAAUGUCACAGUUUGUCAUUAUUGUGCUGUUUGCUAUCAAUGACUCUCAUCAGGUAUUAAUUAGAGCGGGAGUAUUUGUAAAAAUUGAUGUUGUAUGGUU